GGUCAGGUGACCGCGCGCGGUCACGUGACCCGGCCCGAGUGCGGGCGGUGGAAGGCGGAAGUGGGAGCGGAGUUGGGCGCCGCUUCUGUGGCCGCGGCAGUUUUCUGGUGAUGACAUGGCAUCUGCCAGUUCCAGCCGCACAGGAGUGGCUCUGCCUUUUGAGAAGUCUCAACUUACUCUGAAAGUGGUGUCAGCAAAGCCCAAGGUGCAUAAUCGUCAACCUCGAAUUAACUCAUUUGUGGAGGUGGCAGUGGAUGGACUCCCCAGUGAGACCAAGAAGACUGGGAAGCGAAUUGGGAGCUCGGAGCUUCUCUGGAAUGAGAUCAUCAUUUUGAAUGUCACGGCCCAGAGUCAUUUAGAUUUGAAGGUUUGGAGCUGCCAUACUUUGAGAAAUGAGCUGCUAGGCACCGCCUCUGUCAACCUCUCCAAUGUCCUGAAGAACAAUGGGGGCAAAAUGGAGAACACGCAGCUGACCCUGAACCUGCAGACGGAGAACAAAGGCGGUGUUGUCUCGGGCGGUGAGCUGACAAUUUUCCUGGACGGGCCAACUGUUGAUCUGGGAAGCGUGCCUAAUGGCAGUGCCGUGACAGACGGAUCCCAGCCACCUUCAAGAGAAUCCAGCGGGACAGCUGUCGCUCCAGACAACCGGCACCAGCCCCCCAGCACAAACUGCUUUGGUGGGAGAUCUCGGACGCACAGACAUUCAGGUGGUUCAGCCAGAACAACCACAGCAACCGGCGAGCAAAGCCCCGGUACUAGCAACCGGCACCGCCAGCCCGUCAAGAACCCAACCCACAAUGGCUUGGCCAAUGGCACAGUGAAUGAUGAACCCGCUGCAGCCACUGAUCCCGAAGAGUCCUCUGUUGUUGGUGUGGCACCCUCGCCUGCUGCGGUGUCGAGUGUGACCCCGAACCCCACUGCAGUGUCUCUCCCUGUUCCAGCCACACCGGCGGAAGGCGAGGAGCCCAGCACUUCAGGCACACAGCAGCUCCCGGCGUCUGCUCAGGCCCUCGAUGCUCUGCCUGCUGGAUGGGAACAACGAGAGCUGCCUAAUGGGCGUGUGUAUUAUGUUGACCAUAAUACCAAGACCACCACCUGGGAGCGGCCUCUUCCUCCAGGCUGGGAAAAACGCACAGACCCCCGAGGCAGGUUUUACUAUGUGGAUCACAACACGCGGACCACCACCUGGCAGCGCCCCACAGCUGAGUACGUGCGGAACUACGAGCAGUGGCAGUCACAGCGGAAUCAGCUUCAGGGCGCCAUGCAGCACUUCAGCCAAAGAUUCCUCUACCAGUCUUCAAGUGCUUCGACUGACCAUGACCCACUGGGCCCCCUCCCUCCUGGCUGGGAGAAGAGACAGGACAACGGACGGGUGUAUUACGUGAACCAUAACACACGCACCACGCAGUGGGAGGACCCUCGGACCCAGGGGAUGAUCCAGGAACCAGCUCUGCCCCCAGGGUGGGAGAUGAAGUACACCAGUGAAGGGGUACGCUAUUUUGUGGACCACAAUACACGCACCACCACCUUUAAGGAUCCUCGCCCAGGGUUUGAGUCUGGGACGAAGCAGGGUUCCCCUGGUGCCUACGACCGAAGUUUUCGGUGGAAGUAUCACCAGUUCCGGUUCCUCUGCCACUCGAAUGCCCUCCCCAGCCAUGUGAAGAUCAGCGUUUCCAGGCAGACGCUUUUUGAGGAUUCUUUCCAGCAGAUCAUGAACAUGAAGCCGUAUGACCUGCGCCGCCGGCUCUACAUCAUCAUGCGCGGCGAGGAGGGCCUGGACUACGGAGGCAUUGCCAGGGAGUGGUUUUUCCUCCUGUCUCAUGAGGUGCUCAACCCCAUGUAUUGUUUAUUUGAAUACGCCGGGAAGAACAAUUACUGCCUGCAGAUCAACCCUGCCUCUUCCAUCAACCCCGACCACCUCACCUAUUUCCGCUUUAUUGGCAGAUUCAUCGCUAUGGCUCUGUAUCAUGGGAAGUUCAUUGACACAGGCUUCACCCUCCCUUUCUAUAAGCGGAUGCUCAACAAGAGACCAACCCUGAAAGACCUGGAAUCUAUUGACCCUGAAUUCUACAACUCUAUCGUCUGGAUCAAAGAGAACAACCUGGAAGAGUGUGGUCUAGAGCUGUACUUCAUCCAGGACAUGGAGAUCCUGGGCAAGGUGACAACCCAUGAGCUAAAGGAAGGUGGUGAGAGCAUCCGAGUGACAGAGGAGAACAAGGAAGAGUACAUCAUGCUCCUAACCGACUGGCGUUUCACCCGGGGCGUGGAAGAGCAGACCAAAGCCUUCCUGGAUGGCUUCAAUGAGGUGGCCCCCCUGGAGUGGCUGCGCUACUUUGAUGAGAAAGAGCUGGAGCUGAUGCUGUGUGGCAUGCAGGAGAUAGACAUGAGCGACUGGCAGAAGAACACCAUCUACCGGCACUACACCAAGAACAGCAAGCAGAUCCAGUGGUUCUGGCAGGUGGUGAAGGAGAUGGACAAUGAGAAGAGGAUCCGCCUGCUGCAGUUCGUCACCGGGACUUGCCGCCUGCCUGUUGGAGGAUUUGCCGAACUCAUUGGUAGCAAUGGACCGCAGAAGUUUUGUGUCGACAAGGUUGGCAAGGAAACCUGGCUGCCCAGAAGCCACACGUGUUUCAACCGUCUGGAUCUCCCCCCAUACAAGAGCUAUGAACAGCUGAAAGAGAAGCUGCUGUAUGCCAUCGAGGAGACUGAAGGCUUUGGACAGGAGUGACCGAGGCCACCCCCUCCCACGACCCCCAGCGCACACAUAGUCCCGAGUUCUUCCUGCCCAAGAGGCCAGAGGCCACGCAGCACUCGGGAGGCCCCCCCAAGCAGUGGCCGUGCGUGGGACCACACUGUCAUCAGGCUGGUGGUGGCAGAGUCUGACCUCUGGAGGCCCUGCCUGUCUCCCUCCCUUCCCUCCUACCCACUGGUGGCAGUCUGGAAUAAAGCCCCCAUGUCACCUUGGCCCCGUCACCCGUUUCAGAGUCUGGAGGCCUGACCCUCUCUGUAAGCUCUCCCUCCUUUUCCCCGAAGACCAGCCGUAGGUAUGCAUGAGCGUGCAGGGAGGGUGCCUUCUGCUGAAGAGCUAUGGCGGAAGCCCUGGGUCCGACGGGCCAGUCAGGCGAGAAGGAGACCGGCCACUCGCUUGGGGUAGCUGUUCUGGGCCGACAAGGCCCAGAGUCUUUGCCAGUAAAAGAGGUUCUGUUUUAAAUAGAACUUUCCCAGUGAUCUGUGUAAGAUGGAGGUCUGAGCGAGAGGAACUCCUCCCACACCCGGAGAGAGCUGGGCCUGCCGCCUCCUCUCCCUGCAGGCUCCCGUCACCGAGGCUGAGCAGCAAGGCCCGCCUCUGCACUCAGUGCUGGCCAGUUUGUUCUUUCCCGCAAACAAAGGGUGGUACCAGCUGCUUGGGUGUCAGUGGGGUGGAAACCACAGACUCCCUCAGACUUUCUUCUCCCUUUGACAUCCACUUGAAGCGUUUUGUGUGCAGGAUUGCUCUGUGUUUCGAUGUUGGUGUGCUGCUGGCGCUUUCUGUCAAGGAGCUGGGACGCCAGGUGUUGCUGGGACCUUGAGGGAUCCGGCACCACUGGUCCAGGGAUUCCCCAAACUCGUCUUAGGAACCCGCUUAGCAGUUCUGUGAGCUCAGGCAGGCCUGACCCGGUGACUCCGCUUCCGCGCGGCCUAGUCCCCAAGCCUUGACAGAGAGGCGGAGGGGGCGAUGUCCUGAGUGUCACCCAACCUUGCCACCUUUGACAGAGAACUCCCUUUGCUAGAUGUAGUUGUCCAGGCAGCCCCAAGUGCUGGAGCACGUGGGCAUGGGUGACCCUGUUGUCCCCCGCCAGCCCCUGAGGCUACAGGCUGGUCCAUUAGUCUCCCAUUGAGAAUGCAGUGUGUCCCAGCCACCCUAGAGCGUGUUCAUUCUGCCUAGAAGUGAGGCUUUAUCCGCACGUGGAAAACGAUGCUCUUGGAGACCAGUGGAAGGGCUUUGAGCUGCUGCACACUGUCUGACUUGGUUUCCGGAGCUCCCGCCAGCCUCUGACAUGCGCAUUCCGCCACGUGUGGAGACCCGCAAGGCGUACCUGCUCCUCUGGGAUGCUGGUGGUUGUCGUGAGCUCCCUGGUGCGGGCCCCUGGGGCUCUAGCACUGAGCACCAGCUGUAGACUAGCUUGACCUUCCUGGGACCCCAGGCAGAUCCACUGAUCAGUCACGGGGCCUCCUGGGGACAGCCUCACACCCCCAGGUCCUUUUCCUUCCCCCUGGCCUGCGGAGGGACGGCCCGUGUCCACUGUGUUGUGUGUGCUGAUCUGAGUGGCUCAGCUCCCUGGAGCUCAACUUUUUUUCUUUCCUUGAGUCAUUUGCUGUGCUUCCCCGCAGUGUCCUGCUCUACUGGGGGUUGGGGGUGUAAGCUGCCGUUGGGGGCUUGGGAGGCUGAGGCUCACAGGUGUUCCGAGUGUGUUCAUGUGUGUGCGUGCGUGUACAUACGUGUGUAUAACCGAGGUGUUAUGUAGAAUGUCCUUCGGUAGCUCUGGGUUGGUCACCAGAUUGUUUUGUAAUGCCUACCCCCUUGCCUUGGUAUUGCCAGUUUCUCGUGCAAUAAACAAUCAGCAGCUGUA
This is a messenger RNA of Felis catus (domestic cat), 4610 nucleotides long. It is a transcript of the gene WWP2, whose product is annotated as WW domain containing E3 ubiquitin protein ligase 2. The record is from RefSeq and is a predicted model, not a curated record. Gene Ontology annotation, molecular function: ubiquitin protein ligase activity; protein binding. NCBI's taxonomy places the organism in Eukaryota, Metazoa, Chordata, Mammalia, Carnivora, Felidae. The transcript is spliced from 24 exons. Gene Ontology annotation, biological process: regulation of monoatomic ion transmembrane transport; ubiquitin-dependent protein catabolic process; negative regulation of transcription by RNA polymerase II. Bases 116 to 2728 code for a protein of 870 amino acids.